UUUAAAUAGAUGUACCAAUUCUCUUACAAAGGACGUUAAUAAGAAACUUAGAAAACGUGAAAGUACGAAGAUGACAACUUCACUUGUAUUCCUUGUUAGCUUGCUUGUUAUAUUUGUCGCAGUUGUGAAUCAGACAAGAGCAGAUUCAUGCAACGACAGCCUAGGCACUUGUGAAAACUGCGACGAAAGAUGUAAAACCAAACACGGGCCAUCGACCAUGAGCAAAUGUGAUGGAUCAGUUGGGUUAUUGUUGUGCACAUGCACUUACGAGUGUGCACCACUUGCAUCUUCCAAAAUUUGCAGCGGUGGAACUGGUUUGUGCACUGCAGAUUGUCCUGAAAAAUGUUGUGAUACGAACUGCGCAGAAAAAUAUAAUAGUGGACGUGGAUCUUGUAAUUUCCUUGGUAACUAUAAUUUGUGCCAAUGUGAGUACAAAUGCUAAGACCGGUUUGAUAGAAUU
Capsella rubella is the source of this 460-nucleotide messenger RNA. RefSeq names its product putative defensin-like protein 180. The record is from RefSeq and is a predicted model, not a curated record. The transcript is spliced from 2 exons. NCBI's taxonomy places the organism in Eukaryota, Viridiplantae, Streptophyta, Magnoliopsida, Brassicales, Brassicaceae. The coding region runs from base 71 to 442 and encodes 123 amino acids.